Notothenia coriiceps (black rockcod) is the source of this 1379-nucleotide messenger RNA. It is a transcript of the gene zfand2a, whose product is annotated as zinc finger, AN1-type domain 2A. The coding region runs from base 220 to 1053 and encodes 277 amino acids. The transcript has 10 exons. NCBI's taxonomy places the organism in Eukaryota, Metazoa, Chordata, Actinopteri, Perciformes, Nototheniidae. The record is from RefSeq and is a predicted model, not a curated record. Gene Ontology annotation, cellular component: cytoplasm; endoplasmic reticulum. Gene Ontology annotation, biological process: proteasome-mediated ubiquitin-dependent protein catabolic process; protein targeting to ER. Gene Ontology annotation, molecular function: zinc ion binding.
ACAUCAAAACUGAAUGAAAACAGACAUCUCAGCGGCUCACAAACAGGCAGCGGUGCUCAGGGAUCCGUGCAAUCAGACGGCUGUCAAAAAGCCACGAAAACAUCGGAAUUAUUACAAAAUAUCAUCGUUGCCUCCAACUAUAACCCUACAGACCGACACGAGAACGGGAUUUGGUUGUGGAGAUUUUACUACUGUCGGCUGUCAAGACAUUUGUAUGUGAUGGAGCUGCCACAUUUAGGAGAACACUGCUCUGAGAAGACCUGCAAACGUUUAGAUUUUCUUCCUAUGAAAUGUGACGCCUGUCAAGAGAUUUUCUGCAAGGACCACAUCACCUAUGCAACUCACAAAUGCAUGUCCGCUUACCAAAAGGACAUCCAGGUCCCAGUAUGUCCUUUGUGCAACAUCCCCAUCCCCGUAAAGAGAGGAGAGAUGCCCGACAUUAAAGUCGGCGAACACAUUGAUCGAGAUUGUAAAUCGGACCCUGCGCAGAGAAAGAGAAAGAUUUUCACCAAUAAAUGUUCUAGAGGGGGGUGUAAGCAGAAGGAAAUGAUCCGAGUGACCUGUGACCAGUGUCAUUUAAACUACUGUCUUAAGCACCGACACUCUCUAGAUCACGAAUGCAAGACUGGUGGGGCACCUCCGUCUAAAUCAGGAAAUGCUGCUCUAAUGAGGGCCCAAGCGGCUUCCUCCAGCUCCGCCUCUGGUUCUAGGUCUAGUUCUUCCAGUUCAGGACCCUCUAGACCCUUUUCUAACGGUGUCAGUGCGAACAACAGAGGCCAAAGCUCUGGUGCUACCCCUCGGAUUCCUACUUCAGUCUCUGCACAGAGUGUAAUGCCACCAUCGGCAUCAUUUCAGGCCGGAUUGACGGAGGAUCAGGCUUUACAAAGGGCUCUGGAGAUGUCUUUGGCUGAAACGAGGCCGACAGUUCAGCCGCCUCUAACCCCUCAGGAGCAGGAGGACCAGGCUCUGGCUCAGGCUCUCGCUGCCAGUGAGGAAGAGUACAGACGCCAGCAGCAGAGACAACAGGUACCCGGAAAGCUUAGGCGCCGAUAGCAUGUUACAGGAUCACAUAUGAGAGACUCCAAACCCUCCAACUGCAGCCUUUUUUAAUCUGAGCACCACUUAGACUUCAAGCUGAGCUUAUUAUCUACUGGAACCUGCACAUCUGGGAUACCGACAUCCAGGAUCAAUGAUUGUUAAUGAAGAAAUCCUCUUGGAAGUUGCUGAGAUAUUACCGCCUUCUACAAUAUAAGCACAUACUUUCCUAGCAGGAUCUGUCAUUUUUACUAAUGCUUUGCUUUGUACAUAUUUUAUAUGCCAACCAUGAUGAACCCAUUCUAUUACCAUAUAUGAAUAUCCAAUAAAUUAUUUCAAUCAUG